This is a messenger RNA of Emericellopsis atlantica, 1243 nucleotides long. RefSeq names its product WD40-repeat-containing domain protein. Gene Ontology annotation, cellular component: Cdc73/Paf1 complex. The transcript has 4 exons. Gene Ontology annotation, molecular function: protein binding. NCBI's taxonomy places the organism in Eukaryota, Fungi, Ascomycota, Sordariomycetes, Hypocreales, Bionectriaceae. The record is from RefSeq and is a predicted model, not a curated record. Bases 225 to 1181 code for a protein of 318 amino acids.
CCUUGCAUCUUGCGGGUACCUGCACCUUGAUUCUUAAUUACCUUAUUUAUUGUGGGCAAGCGCCAUUCUUGAAAGCGUUCUUAUUACAUGUAGUGACGACGCAUAUGAAGCCGAUGUCUAUGACCAAACCUCAGUCCGUCAGGUCUGCUGCCCCACCACCAUUUCUGUUUCCUUCAUCCACCAACCACUUGAAAGCCUAGCAAUAGGUGCCCCUGAGCGGCAGGAUGUCCAAACAGUAUCUGACCACGCAUACGGUGGACAAUGCUCAUACAACCGAUAUCUUCGCUUUAGCGACCACUUCAAAAGCUAUACUGUCCGCUAGUGGUUCGUCAACUUUGCAUAUCUACGACACUACGGAUCCUACUUUCCCACUCAAGCAAUCCAUCUCAAACGCACACAAGCUGGGCUGCCACCAUAUCUGUGCCUCAAGAAAUGGGCGUGUGGCCGCCAGUGCCGGAUUCGGGGGCGAAGUGAAACUAUGGUCUUACAAUCAGGACAGUGGAGAAUGGAGCCAAGAUGGUGAGGUGUCAACUUCAGCAACUAAACCCGGCGAGGCUUGGGCGUUGGCUCUGAGUGAGGAUGGCAGCUACCUGGCCGCCACGACCAACGACGGCAGGAUCAAUGUGUGGGACACCACGAAAGAAGGCAAGCCAAAGAUCCAAGAUUACGAAACGGGUACUCCUGGUUCAGGAAGCUUUGGCAUGAGCGUCGAUUUGAGCAUGGACGGAAAGUUCACGGCAAGUGGGCAUCAAAACGGAGCGAUCUACAUCUUCAACAACGACACAGGGCGUAUAGCGUUCUCACUCUCGGGCCUUGCGAAACCCGUCCGCGCAGUCGCUUUCUCGCCUGGCAGCACCAGGCUCGCUGCCGCAGGCGAUGCCGGCAUCAUCGCCAUUUACGACAUGAAACACGGCGAGCACGUUAGUAACCUGACAGGUCAUGCGUCCUGGAUCACCACUCUGGACUGGAGCGACAGUGGGGAGUAUCUUCUCAGCGGCGCAAUGGAUGGAAAGGCAAAGGUGUGGUCCGUAGAGCGCAGCACUUGCGUUGCAACACACAGCGAGACAGACAAGGCGCUGUGGGCUGCGAGGUGGUUGCCAAAAACCGGAAGAAGCGAGAUGUUCUGCACGGCUGGUGCGAACCGCAGUAUCUCAUUCUAUCGCGAGGCUACAGGAAAUUAGAUCAAAGGGUUUGCGGACCGCAGAGGCAUUCUCGAAAUAGACGCGUGAGCACGGAGUAUAGU